Molecule: messenger RNA, 726 nt
Organism: Haemonchus placei
Lineage: Eukaryota; Metazoa; Nematoda; Chromadorea; Rhabditida; Trichostrongylidae
Source: the annotation of a GenBank genome assembly
AUGGGCCAAUCGGUGUGUGUCCUUGUUGGACUCUUCGCAAGCUUCGUCUUAAUGCUGUUGAUUGUAUAUUACAAUUUUCCUGAAAUGGACGAAAAACAUCGAAAGGACUUCAAAUAUCCCAGAACUUUGGAAGAUGCGAAAAGUCUUGGAAGAGUCUUGCUUCAUUAUAGAGAUCAACACAUCCUAACAGUUUUCUUUGGAGUAGUUGUAGUAUAUAUUAUGCUUCAGUCAUUCGCCAUUCCAGGAUCGAUUUUUUUAACAAUAUUAUCUGGUUAUCUCUUCAAUUUCUUCAUAGCUUUACUUCUUGUAUGCACUUGUUCUGCUACAGGAGCUUCAAUAUGUUACCUAUUAUCAUAUUUAUUCGGUCGGGAACUUGUCCUUCGAAAAUUCCCUGAUCGUGUACGAAAAUGGCAAGGUGAUAUAGCAAGUCACAGGGAGAAUUUACUCAGUUACAUAAUUUUUCUACGGGUUACUCCAUUUCUACCUAACUGGUUCAUUAAUAUAGCCAGUCCAGUAUUAGAUGUUCCUUUAGGGGUGUUUUUCCUUGGUACAUUUCUUGGUGUAGCACCUCCUAGUUUCCUUUAUAUUCAAGCUGGUUCAACUCUGGAAAAAAUGGUUCAUACUAACGUGACAUGGAAUUUGCACUCUGUUCUUCUCUUGACUUUCUUUGCUCUACUCUCUCUUGUACCUGUACUGUAUAAGCGUUUUAAAAUAAAGCAGGAUUGA